AUGUCUCGCAGCGCCAGCCUCACUUCUCUGCCGAUUCUGCCUGACGUCGUCGAGUCUGCUGCUCGGCAGACUUGCGUGUCCAGGGCUCAUCAUGUCGACCCCGAAUUCAACCGGCCGAGGGGCCUCUCGCGCGCCCCCAAGCCUCUGAAGGACACGUUGGAGAACAAGUCUGCGCAAAAUGACGACCGGUGCCUCAUUCACACCGUCGAGUUCGACUUGGUCCACGGGGACACAAUCGUCUUCGUGGAUAUGCCCAACAUGCCCAAAGACCCGAGAAAGCAAGCCGACUGCGACAACAUUGCCUACAGAUCCCACAGCUUCCGCGUCCACUCUGACAAGCUGCUGGCGACAGGCUCUGCCAAGUUUGCCCAAAUGUUGAGCCCGCUGUCCCAGUCUAGGAUUCAGCUGCGUCGCAAAGUGGUCAACAGGCUCCCCCGAGGCGUCCACUACGUCCUGGACCUGACUCCUCCAUCCGAAGGCGACGAGCUCGUCUUCCAGAUGACCGAGCUGUCCCUCACUCCCGGAAUCAUGGCCUGGUGGAGCUCCCACAAGUUCCACGGCGUCGACCGCAGCCUCGUCAGCGGCCACGACGAUGUCUGUACGUGUCGGCGCCAGGCCCAGACUGAUGGCGACGAAGAAUCCCGCCUCACUAACAAGUCGUCGCUUCAAGAAACGAGCCUGGGGUUGAGCAAGAGCCAGUCCAUUCCACCGACGCCCAAUCAGCUCAUGCAGAUGAAAGUAGACGGCGAUGCUGGCAUCUACGAGCCGCCGCCUUUCCGCCGGAUCCCCGACUACUGCCCCAUUCGUCACCGCAACGCAAUUGUUCGCCUCGUGAUGCUGAUUCAAGGCCGAGAUGUCUUGCUCGACUCGGCGAACCGGGUCUGGACACUGGUGGCCCUGGCUAACAUCCUUGACUGCACGUCGGUGGUGCGCGACCGAGUCAUGAAAUGGAUCAUGCACGGCUCCAACACCCGCUUUAUAGAAGUCUUGCCCGAGGAGGCGCUUCGCAUAGGAUUCGCCAUCAGGAACGCUCACGUCACGCAGUGCGCUUUCCGCAUCCUAGUCAACGAGCUGGCGAUCCACGAGGCGGCCGACGAUGCCGCCGAACGGAACCUCACGCAAACUACAGUCUUUGGACGAAGGCGAGGCGAGUGCGGGGAUGAGCUGAACAACCUUAUCCAGCACGCUGCUCGGGCCCUUGUCGAGCGAGUGUCCUCGACCAAAGCCCAGCUACAGAGUCCGGACCUGCUGCAAUUCUGGAAAAUCCAGGAAUGGAGCAAGCUCCGAAGACUGGAGCAUCUACUCGCCAAGGGCCAAGGGUCCGCGUUCCACUCGGCGCUCGACAAGCUGCGUCGGUUCAUGAGGUGGCUUCCCAUGGCCGUGGCAUCCAAGCUCGGCGAGGCCGCCCAACAUGCCGAAGACAACCAUCAAACUCUCUGGAGCACGGAUGUCGACCGGGCCACAUACGUCCUCCCCAAAGACUUUGAGAGACUCGAGUGCAUCAUGACGAGACUGAAUCUCAUCCAGAAGCUCCUGUGCCCUUUUGUAUGGAGGGAUCUUGGCGAGCGUUGCAGCUGGCCCCUGUAUCUGGGGCCGCGCUUGGCGGGAGAGCCCGCGGGUCGACCCCGAUUUGGCAAUAUGCUCCAAGAGUUAGAGGACUCGCUGCGGCAAGUUAUCAUUGCUGAGCCCGCCGCGGCGCGCACGUAUGAGUGGAUGGAAUUCCUGGAUUCAGGCCAAGUCCUUGCCGGGAUUGACGGUCCCACUGUCAAGUCACCGCUGAUCGACCUCGACCGCGUGGACUGGCAGGUCAAAGACGCGCUUCUACCCCUGACCCUCUCUUGGGUUCGCCACGACAUCUACCCGCCCCUCAACCUGACGCGCCACUUGCUGCUCACGCUCACAAUGGAAGAGAUGAAGUUCCUGCCUCUCUGGGCUGGCGGCUUCGACGACGGCACGGGCGGCGUCUUUGAGAGCUUCGUGCCCCCGACAGACAUGGGCCCCAGCGGGCCAGGUCCUGCCUACCACACCGGAAGAACUGUGCGGUCCGAUGCUCCUAGUCUCUGCGGCACCCUGAUCGACGAAUUUUCCGCCGUUAAAUUAAAGGAUGACACGACGGACGCCUCUGUCAAUUUUCACGAUGGCGCGUCCACGACGAAUGAGCCGGGAGGGGCCACCGCGGCACGCGACAUGUCCGGGGCAUCGGAAUCAUUCACCACGCACAGGGCAGACUAUGAAGAGGCCAGGGCUGCUGUGCCAGCAGAGCACCAGGUGUCCUGUAGUCACGAAGUGAUGUGGAUGGACGAGUCUGAUAGUGGCUGGAACGACGAGCGGCAGUCCGCGGUGAUGGACUUUGGCUCCGUGGUUAUGGACGGGUUUGAAUUUGAGGGAGAUGACCUGGAACGGUCUUUGAGCGAUCUGAGCGACAGCGAGGGAAGCAUGGUGGUUGUUUGA
Hirsutella rhossiliensis is the source of this 2451-nucleotide messenger RNA. RefSeq lists its product as uncharacterized. The record is from RefSeq and is a predicted model, not a curated record. The coding region runs from base 1 to 2451 and encodes 816 amino acids. The transcript has a single exon. NCBI's taxonomy places the organism in Eukaryota, Fungi, Ascomycota, Sordariomycetes, Hypocreales, Ophiocordycipitaceae.